AUGACUGUAACUACAAAGCGCAAGCGCGGCGCUGUGUCAUACAAGGAGCUUAGCAGCGAUGAGGACCUGUCCGAGAGCUCUGAAUAUGAGCGAUCCUCCAGAAGGAAGCGCCUUGCGCCCGCUCGACGAUCUACGAGGCACCGAACCAACGAUGACGACGACGAUCGUCAAACGACACCAGAGCCGUCCCCUCCACCUGAAUCAUCGAGAAAGAAGCAAGCGGAGACGCGGACCAGGAGACACCGCAAAGUUUCAUAUAAGGAUGUCAGCUCAGACGAAGAAGAGGAUCCAGAUGCCGAUUUCGAGAUUCCUGCAGAGCACGUUAGACCCAGACAGUCUAGAGUCAAAGCAACAUCAGCACCUUUGCCGCGACCCGAGAGUUGUGAGAGGAACAAGAAAAAGGGCCGUUCAAAGCAGAAGCUGGUCAUUGGCCGGAUACGAAAGCCCACCCGGGCAAUAGACACAGCAUCAGAGGCCAUUAUGAUCCCAUCUGACGGACACAAGCCCGCAUGGCAGUCUCUGCCAUAUCAUGUUCUGCUCCAGAUCUUUGUAUAUGCGUCACAUCCUUUGCAUGACGAGAAUCUGAAGCCUACAACAUCCAUCUCAUGGUUGACCCAACUGGCACGCAUGUGUACGACAUUCACGAAACCAGCGUUGACCGCCCUUUAUCGCAACCCACCUAUUUUCGCCAUGAGCCAAAAUCGCAGGGACCUCGUUUAUCACCUCAUACACAAACCAACCGGCGCGCAUGAAGACUAUCCAGUAAUGCCGAAACGCUUGACUUUGGAUGCCACUCAGAUGUCAACACUGACUGACCCCACGCACAGCGUAGCCGACUUAGCAGCACUUGUCAAAGCCUUGACCACACUCCGCGAGAUUGAUAUCUUUGACCCAGUUGACAGACCACCCUAUCGCGGGCGACUGCGACGAGUUCGUCGAUGGGUCUACCCAGAUGAGCUUUUUACCGCACUGCGCGAGACGGACUUGCGCCUUCGCAGCUGGCGGUGGAAUAGCACAUAUUGUCCGCGAGGCCCACUCUGGAUGAAGAGCAUACACGGUGACCAAGCAUUUCGGAGCCUACAUGAAGUCACGUUGGUGAAGUACCACCCAGAGCCUUCUCGCGAAGAUGAGGAGGAGGAGGAUGACAAUACGGCACCUACCAUGGAAGAGCUGGUCGGGUCUGCACUGGCUGUCCUGCAGAAUUUGAGGUCGCUCACAUUCGAGACUUGUGGUAUCGUCAGAGGUCGUCUUCUACCCCUCCUGCCAACGAACCUUGUCAGCUUGAGCAUCAUCAACUGCGGAGAGCUCCUCUCAUAUGCACUAUCUAGUUUUCUGACUACUCACGGCGCGCAUCUGGAAGAGCUCGUUCUGCACCACAACCAAGCACUUGACCUGCGUUUCCUGGUUGACUUGAAACAGUCUUGCCCGAGGCUUGAGAUGCUGCGCAUGGAUACGACAUACUACAGCUCUCUCGUCAUGUCGUCCGACAACGAGCCUCUUUACGACUCGCUGCUUGGGGAAGACGAGAUUCCCACUUGGCCUUCGACUUUGCGUAUCCUCGACAUGCAAUACUUGCGCAAAUGGAACUCUACAUCAGCCGGCAACUUCUUUCAGUCGCUGAUAGAUUCAGCUGAAGGAUUGCCCAAUCUGCAGGAUCUCACGAUAAUUGCCAUGGUUGACACCGACUGGCGGCAACGCGCUGAAUUCAGAAGGAAGUGGAGCGCUACCUUCCAGGCUGUAUUCGUAAGAAAGUGGGAGCCACCAAAUCCCCACCUUGCCUCAUUCAAGGCCUUUAAGCUAUGGAAAGAGGAGCAGAUGUCCUCAGCACCGGGGGUUACUCAACCAGAGGGAGAGGACAAGGUUGACUCUUUCAUUGAGGGCGUGUCAGAGGAGCUGGCAAAACGUCAAGCUUCAAAUGACAGCGACAGCGACGCGCCGCUCGUAUCCAGGCGUAAAAUACAAGACGAGCGAUGGGGUUCGACCCGUCUUCGCUCGCGAGCCGGGGCAAAUGCAAGCUACGAUGAGGAGUCUGAAGCAUCUAGGUCCGAUGGAGAGGCUGAAGACGACGAGCAGGUCUCUUUUGUGCAAGGCCGCUGCCACACGGUCAUCUUCCGCAUCGACAAUUUCCGACCCCGAGAGGAAAUUUACGCCGAGGCUGACUUCCUUGAUGCUGAGCCCAGUGGCGAUGACGAAUGGAACGGCAACGACGAAGCUGCCGAUGAAGGCGGAUAUGCUUGGUAA
Molecule: messenger RNA, 2241 nt
Organism: Didymella exigua CBS 183.55
Lineage: Eukaryota; Fungi; Ascomycota; Dothideomycetes; Pleosporales; Didymellaceae
Exons: 1
Coding region: 1-2241 (746 amino acids)
Source: RefSeq, a predicted model, not a curated record